Penicillium diatomitis is the source of this 801-nucleotide messenger RNA. RefSeq names its product 60S ribosomal eL19 domain-containing protein. NCBI's taxonomy places the organism in Eukaryota, Fungi, Ascomycota, Eurotiomycetes, Eurotiales, Aspergillaceae. Gene Ontology annotation, molecular function: structural constituent of ribosome; RNA binding. The transcript is spliced from 5 exons. The record is from RefSeq and is a predicted model, not a curated record. Gene Ontology annotation, cellular component: cytosolic large ribosomal subunit; ribosome. Bases 1 to 801 code for a protein of 266 amino acids. Gene Ontology annotation, biological process: translation.
AUGAUAAAGUUUAUGAAGUUGCUAACAAGGCGUCUGGAGUCAGAUGAAGAUCAUGCGUCAAUCGUCAUUACUCCGCGUUGGAUCGAGAACGAUGUCUUGGCACAAGUGCAAUUCCUUAUCGAUUCCGUCUUAUCAGGCCGCAGCGGGCGCAAGAACAAAUUUCACGUGACGGAGUAUGUUUUGCAACGAACAUCAUCCGCCAACGACCGUCGAUACGCCGACAUCAAGAUGGUCAACCUUCGCACCCAGAAGCGCCUUGCGGCCUCCGUGGUCGGCUGCGGCAAGCGCAAGAUUUGGCUCGACCCCAAUGAGAUGACCGAGAUCUCCAACGCCAACUCCCGUCAGACCAUCCGCAAGCUCGUCAGCGAUGGCCUCAUCAUCAAGAAGCCCGUCACCAUGCACUCUCGCGCCCGUGCCCGUGAGUUGACUGCUGCCCGCCGUAUUGGUCGUCACCGCGGUCUGGGUAAGCGUAAGGGUACCAAGGAUGCCCGUAUGCCCAGCCAGGUCCUCUGGAUGCGCCGCAUGCGUGUUCUCCGUCGCCUUCUCGUCCGUUACCGUGCCGCCGGCAAGAUCGACAAGCACCUUUACCACGAGCUCUACCACCUGAGCAAGGGUAACACCUUCAAGCACAAGCGUGCUCUGGUUGAGCACAUCCAGAAGGCCAAGGCUGAGCGCCAACGUGAGCGUGUCCUCAAGGAGGAGAUGGACGCUAAGCGUGCCAAGAACAAGGCUCUCCGUGAGCGCCGCGCUGAGCGUGUCGAGGCCAAGCGUAGCGCUAUGGCUGGCGAGGCCCAGGAGUAA